Amoebophrya sp. A25 is the source of this 5022-nucleotide messenger RNA. Lineage: Eukaryota; Dinophyceae; Syndiniales; Amoebophryaceae. The record is from the annotation of a GenBank genome assembly.
AAAUUGCUCCGGAGCAGCCUCAGAAAUCUGCGUGGACAGGUGCUAAGCACGCUGCCGCUCCUGUUGAGACAAGCAAAGCGGUUGCGGCGCCAUCUUCUGCCACGACUAAAAAAGGAGAUGCGAAGAAGCAGAACGUGGAUUCUUUAUGUGCUGCACAGGCGGAAGGUAAAAAGGGUGCAAAGGGAGGCGUCGAUUCGAAGCGCGAGAAGCAGAAGAACGCUAAGGAAGCCAGUAGCACAACCGGUGGAGCACGUGAUCAAAAGCAGCAUGCGGCUCCGGAAACUACAGACAAAAAGGGCAGAGGGAAAAGUAAGGAUAAGGAGUCUUCCGGAAAGCAAGGCAAAGAUACAACAGCCUCGCGAAAUAAAGGCAGCAAGGACAAGCAGGGGGGAUCUUCAAAGCCACCAGGAGGUGAAGGUCAGAAGGGGUCUUCUACGAAGAAUACAACGAAGAAAGCAGCUGCACCAACUGGAAGUGCAACAAGUUCCGCGACGAGCAGCACAAGUAUUACUGUCUCAGGGUCCACCAAUUUUUCUUCGAAAGAUGCUAGUGCUAAAAGCACCGUGGUAGUACCAAAGGACUCGAAAAAUGUUGUUGUUGACAAAAGAACCGCGGCUGAUGGUGGCGGCGAGCAAGUAGUCGAUCCUGGUACGGCUCCUGCCAAGAAAAAGAGAAAUCGUCGACGCAAGAAGCCGGCAGCUACAGCAGAUGGUGACUUCUUCGAGAAUGAGGAUGAAGAGGAUCACCAGAUUAUUAAGCAGGAGGUCACGGAAGUAGUAGAAGCACAAACCACAGUAGCAAAGUCUUCCACGUCGACAUCAUCGAAGAAUCCUGUCGCAGAGACUCCAGAAGCGACCUCGAAAAGCAGGACUACGAGCAAGAGUUCUCAACAGCCUGCGGGGGCUCAAAAUCAUGUCUCCUUUGCUGCAAAGAGGUCGAGCGAAGUCGUUCUUGUACCAGCAUCGGAAGCUAAGACGGCAUGGCAAACGCGGAAUAGCUUCGGGGGUAUGGCGUUUUCGGAUUCAGACUCUGACUCAGAUGGCGAUCAUGAUAGGGACCACGCUAGCAGGCGUGGUGGCGGGGAAGACGACUCUAGGCGACAGCCUGCUUCUCCGGACUUUGCAAAGACGAAGAUUACGGCUCUUGCUUUUUGCUAGAUUGAGAGUCAGAAGAUUGAUUCAACGUGGAUUCAUGAUCACACAAAACCAAUAUUACCUCCAUAGUCCUGCUAGUCCCAACACUACAAGUUUUAGUUCUUCUCCGCACCACGUCCCGCUCUAAAGCAUGCAUCGAAGAUGCUGUUGUCUGUUUAUGGGAAAAAGUGAAUUUAGCGGGACCAAAGCAAGACGACUCAACGAAGGACGGAAAGUCAUCGACUUCGGGUGGCGGAGAGUCGGGAAGUGGCAGAAGGAGAAAGAAAAAACAGUCAUCUUCUGGUGCGCAACAAGCAGGAGCAACGAAAAUGGUAUCUGCAGAUGUGAGUACUACCAGAACAACACCUGGUGGCGUGCCAAUUCUCGGAGACGAACUACCUGACGACGCACCCCUUCUGCCCGGUGCAACAACUGCAGCCGUAGUCUCCUUCGCAACGAAAAUAGAAGAGACAGGCACUCUUGAUGGCAGUACUAAUAAUCUAGGAGGUGGCAAGAAGGCUGGCACCAAAAGCAAGAAAAAGAAAAAGGCUGUGCCACAAGAUUCGGAUGAAGAAGCACUACAACUUGCUAUGGUGGAGAAAAAAGCAGAGUUGUUACCAUUUUUCGUAUUCCGGCAUGGCCGCGGUGGAAGUGCAGCUGCAACAGCGUUUUCAUCUUCAUCCAGUACAACUAUGCCUUCAGGCUCCUGGUCGUCAGGAUCAGGCACUAGUAGCGCUACUUCUGCUGGCGCAACUCCCUGUCACCAGCAAGGAUCUUGGUGUGCUUCCUCAUCGAGCACUGGAGGCUCUGCAGCAGCCACAGCCUCCAAUCUGACAAGCUUUCAUCUCGAGUUCGAGAAUCGUCGUGCUGAUUUAGACCGCCUGCUUGCUGGACCUAUGUAUAAAAUGGAGGACAAGGCAGGACUCGCUGCCGCGUGUACGGUUUCGAAAUGCGAUUUGAAAUUAAGACCUCUCAUUUUGAAUUUGAACUUGAUUGAGUGGCCCACGACUUGUUUACUUAAAUCUCAGUUCUUUUUAAAGACCACUACAACAAGAACAAAAUAUGCCCCCUUCCCCUCACUCUAAGAAAAGCUAUUUCGAGCCAAGCAGCCUGUCGCGCGAGAUGUCUGAAACUCUCACAAGAGUUGAAGAAACUAUGUGCGGGCCUCUGGGAGUUCCCAGAUCGGGACACAGAAAUUGAAGAGGAGGAGCGCUUAGUUAUUGAGGAGUUUGCAAGGAGAAAGAGUGCUGGCGCUCCGCUUGUCUUGAAGCAACAGACGCCAGCUUCAUCAACGAACAAAGCGCGAAACAGUGGAAGUUCGUUGGACGCCGGGUAUUCUUAAAUCCUCCUCAAAAUCUAAACGAUACAUAGCGAUAGAUUCCACUUUUGCUGUCCGUUUUUCAUUGUUCUAGGUUGACCAAGCGCUGAGAAAUCAGUUUCCAUCUUGCCGGCAGAGCAGAACCAAUGCCCGCAAACAAUGGAAACGAGGCUGGGCCGAGGCUGGAGCCGGGCCAGUGAUGGCAAUACUUCGGCCCAGUCGUGCCCGGGGGCGUCCCUGAGCUCGUUGAAAAGGUGGGUGCUAUCAUCGUCGAAGACGAAGGAGCGGAGGGUGGCAGCUAUGAACGCACGGGGGCAGCUAGGUCUAGAAAAACACAGGCGCGUGGAUUUCACAUGGGCUUACUUAUCAGGUCGGAGUUUUUAAUUAAGUACCUCGUCUCUCACUUUCAAUCUUGUUAUACCAGCACUCUUGGCGGCGAUCAGUCCCGCUUAUCAGUAUUCUCGCAGACUCGCGUAAAAGGGCUCGAUCGCGUACAGUGGGAGAGCGUAGAGAACUGCUUGCGCGAAUUUGGUCGAUUAGUCGAGCGUUCUUGCAAGGGCGCCGGAGAAUACGUCUUGAUUGCGCAGCAUGGUGCCGUCAACGACAUUUUUAACAUCGUGCUGAAGCUUCCAGACGUAUUUGCAGCACAUCUAGCAGCUGGCCUGAGUGUAGCUGGCAACGCUAUUGUUGCGUCUUCGCAGAGUGGGAGUUCGGCUAGUAGUGCUUAUGGCUGAGACAAGAUAAGGAGUAGAACGUAUGAGUAUUCUUAUCUUCGGUUUCAGAAGUAAAAGGUACUAAGUAGUCUGUCUCUGCCAUGCCAUAUCCAUAGCUCUUUGACAAUUCCAGCGCGGCCUUACAUUCUUCUAAUAUCCUGGUGUGGAUGCCACUACGCCUGGCGAUCAGUCAAAGCGCAGUCCUUCUUGCUACGAAGACGAUGACGACAUCUUCUCUGGUGCUGUUGCGAGUAGAAAAGGAAAGAAUAGAAGCGCAGCAUCAUCAUCUGCUACCAAUGGCAAUGUAGACCAAUCAACAGCUGCUAGUACUGUUCUUGCUGCGGGCGCGCAGUUCACUGCCAAUACCCCUUACAUGCAGAAGACAGUGACAGGCAGCAUGCUAACUGCUAUUGUUGCUGCGUUGAAAGUGUUGGUCCAGUUAUGCAAAAAUUCCGCUUGCAGGUCGUUCUUCCUCUUCACCGAUAGACUGCGUCCGUUGAUUGUGUGCGCAUUACGGUGUUUGGAAUUGUUGGAGAUGUUGGAAUACAGGGAAAAAGUCACGGGACAGCCGAAAACACCAAAGCAAACGGCAUCCAAGACGCCCACAGCUGCGGGUAGUAAGAGCACUGUGGUUUCCCAUGUGUCUUCUGCUGCGACAACACUCUUCGAGCAAGAGGGAGGUGCUGGAAGUAGUGCAGUUAUUGGAGUUCGUCCUUCAGGCGGUCGUACGUCUGAGAAACACAAAGCAGGUGGACGUGACUCCCAUUCGUCGGGAACGACCGCACGAAAGAAGGGCAGCGCUGUCGUGUUUUCGCCGUCCGCAACGUCGCCUGAAGCGCGCUUUUCCUCUUCGGCUGGUGAGCAUGGCGUCCAUAGCUUGGUAGACUUCGAUCUCACAGCACCAGAGUACGAACAACUCCAGCAUCAAGUGUUGUCGGUCUCACCUCUCAUAAUGGACUGCUUUUUCAUGCGUCAAGAGCGGGUGGAGGCCCAUCGUUCGACGAACUUUCAGUUCCUCUGCACGCACCUGUCGCAAAUCUUCCACAUUUUGACUCUGAAUCUUGGUGGAGCAGCAACAGCUUGUGCAGGUUCUUCUACAACUUCUUCUAGUGGAGGAACUAAUAUUAUGGCUCAAAAGAACCCAUCUCCACGUGAGGCAACUAAGUAAUGGGGCGAUUUGUACUAUUUUAACGGGUGCAAGGAUGCAUUCACGGGAAGAUCAUGGGUUACUAAGGGUAGGAGCUCUAAUAUUGAUAGUGGUCUUCUACUUGGGGCUGGCAGUACUAGAGGAACAUCAGCGUUGACUGCAACUGGCGCACCAAUCGUGAAGUUAGAUCUUUCUGGUGCAGCGGGCUUCGGAGCCAUGGCGGAAAGUGAUGGUGGAACACCGACAGGCUCGGUGAUGAACUCUGCUCGCUCCGCAACCAGUUCAUCCUCAACGACGACAGCCUGCUCUUCUUAAGGCUACUUAUAUUUAUAUAAUGUCAUAGAGAUGCGUUUCCACCAUCAUGUUGUACUUAGUGUGUUCCUUUUGUUACUCCUCCUGAGGACCACAUUGAUGCACCAUUAUCAGUUUCAAAGUAGAUGUAGAUCUAUGAUAAAAAGCUAGAGUACUUCUACUUCCGUUCUUUAGGGACGACCACUCUAAGCCUUCUCAAACGAACAAGAUGCAUCCAAGACGGCCGAACACUCACGUACGAAGCUUCGCGACCUACUGGUUGAGUACAUGUUUGUAUCCGGUUUUGGAGAUCGUCUGCGUUCGCGUUUCCGACACGCAAGCAUGUUCCAGAUCUACGAGACGCAAACGACUUUCUUACUACGUGCAUCAAUCUUGUUGCAGCAUUUGGUCAAAAACGUG